This is a messenger RNA of Alnus glutinosa, 775 nucleotides long. Its product is annotated as small ribosomal subunit protein uS15-like. Lineage: Eukaryota; Viridiplantae; Streptophyta; Magnoliopsida; Fagales; Betulaceae. The record is from RefSeq and is a predicted model, not a curated record. Gene Ontology annotation, biological process: translation. Gene Ontology annotation, molecular function: structural constituent of ribosome; small ribosomal subunit rRNA binding. The coding region runs from base 90 to 545 and encodes 151 amino acids. The transcript is spliced from 5 exons. Gene Ontology annotation, cellular component: cytosolic small ribosomal subunit; nucleolus; ribosome.
CUUUGAAAUAAGCCUAGGGUUUCCGCAGCUCGCUCAUCUCGUCUCAGCAGAGGAAUAAGCGAAGAGAGAGCUCCACUUUCGCCGCAACCAUGGGUCGAAUGCACAGCCACGGUAAGGGUAUCUCAGCCUCAGCUUUGCCCUACAAAAGAACUUCGCCUAGUUGGCUCAAGACCUCUGCUCAGGAGGUUGAGGAUAACAUUUGCAAGCUUGCGAAGAAAGGUAUGGCACCGUCGCAGAUCGGUGUGAUUCUUCGUGACUCCCAUGGUAUCGCUCAGGUGAGGAGUAUCAACGGAAGCAAGAUCCUUCGUAUUCUCAAGGCCCACGGCCUUGCACCUGAGAUUCCGGAGGAUCUGUACCAUCUUAUCAAGAAGGCAGUGUCUAUCCGGAAGCAUCUUGAGAGGAACAGGAAGGAUAAGGAUUCGAAGUUCAGGUUGAUUCUGGUUGAGAGCAGGAUUCACAGGCUCGCUCGCUACUACAAGAAAACAAAGAAGCUUCCUCCUGUCUGGAAAUACGAGUCAACCACUGCCAGCACUCUUGUUGCUUAAAUUAUGUAGCAUUAGCUCAGCACAUUUUUAGAUUUCUUUGAGAGUAAUGGCUAUUCUGAAUGAGCAAGAUGGUCUUCCUAUUUUGGAAAAGAUUUGUCCAGCCGUGUGACCUAGUUCAUAACUAUUAACAGAUUUUGGUAUCCUUCUUUAAUAGGAGGAAAAUAUGGAACAAAGGAGUUUGUAUUUGGAUCUUGAGGUUUCUAUAUUUGUGUUUUCAUAGUUUCCUUUAA